Diaporthe amygdali is the source of this 1188-nucleotide messenger RNA. RefSeq names its product lkaline serine protease alp1. Gene Ontology annotation, biological process: proteolysis. NCBI's taxonomy places the organism in Eukaryota, Fungi, Ascomycota, Sordariomycetes, Diaporthales, Diaporthaceae. Gene Ontology annotation, molecular function: serine-type endopeptidase activity. The record is from RefSeq and is a predicted model, not a curated record. Bases 1 to 1188 code for a protein of 395 amino acids. The transcript has 4 exons.
AUGUUUAGCUUCAACAAGCUCGCUCUUGCUCUAAGCACCUUUUCUCUGGCGUGGACCCACCCAGUCUACCAGAAACGGGAUGUCAUUCCGGGCAGUUACAUCGUCACCCUGAAGGCCGAUGCUGACGUCGGGAGCCACAUAUCAUGGGUGAAUGGCAUACAAGCCCGCAGCCUGCGCCGCCAAGACGCUGAAAGCGGCGUCACCAAAUCAUACGCCUUCAAGAGCUUCAGUGGCUACGCCGGGGCCUUCGACGACGCCACCAUUGAGGAGAUCCGCAACAGCGAUGAGGUCGUUGCUGUAGAGGAGGACGCCGUCUGGGAGCUCUAUGAGCUGACCACGCAGAGCGAUGCCCCGUGGGGCCUCGGGGCUAUCUCUCACACAGCCCCUGGGUCAACGGAUUACAUCUACGACACCGAAGGCGGAGUCGGAACCUACGCCUACAUCAUUGACACCGGUUUGCUGACAACCCAUGUCGAGUUCGAGGGACGUGCAUCUCUUGGAUACAAUGCGUAUCCCAAUUCUGAUUUCGUCGAUCUCAUCGGACAUGGCACCCACGUUGCUGGCACGAUUGGGUCGCGUGCGUACGGUGUGGCUAAGCAAGCCCAACUGAUCUCCGUUCGAGUCUUCAACACUGGUGGCUCCACAACCUCCAUUGUUUUGGACGGAUACAACUGGGCAAUCAACAACAUUACCGCUGAAGCACGGGAGGCAACCUCCGUUGUCAGCCUCAGCUUGGGCGGAGCCUUCUCCUCAGCCUUCAACGCCGCCGUGGCCGCCGCGUACAAUGCAGGCAUCACGACGGUCGUGGCAGCAGGCAACAACGGCGUCGACGCGAAGAGCUACUCGCCCGCAAGCGCGCCCGAAGCCAUUACAAUUGGCGCCAUCGCAGUGAACAACAGCAAGCCGUCGUGGAGUAACUUCGGCGACAUCGUUGACAUCUUCGCUCCCGGCGUCGACACCCUCUCCUCGUGGAUUGGCUCUGACACCGCCACCAAUGUUAUCUCAGGCACCAGCAUGGCGACUCCCCACGUCUCAGGUCUGGUACUGUACCUGAAGAGCGUGCUCGGCGGGCUGGAAGCCCCCGCCGAUGUGGCCGCCAAGCUGACGGAGCUUGCGACAGAGGGUGUCCUGACUGACCUGGGGACUGGAAGUCCGAAUCUGCUAGCUUACAAUGGGAAUGGAGCUUAA